This is a messenger RNA of Necator americanus (New World hookworm), 333 nucleotides long. RefSeq lists its product as uncharacterized. The transcript has 5 exons. The record is from RefSeq and is a predicted model, not a curated record. Lineage: Eukaryota; Metazoa; Nematoda; Chromadorea; Rhabditida; Ancylostomatidae. Bases 1 to 333 code for a protein of 110 amino acids.
AUGGAGAAAAAUAACAAUAAAAAGGGCAAGUCAAAGGAUCGAAAGGGCGCAAAAAAGGGCGAUAUGUCUGGUGAAAAAUAUGGUGUUAAAAGAAUAAUUACUGAAGAGAGGGAACUUAAUAGUCAGGAGUUAGAAAAAUUUGAGGACGUGCCGAAUGCUCGUCCAGCUGCUGCUCAUUUACGCAACCGUAAACUCAAGUGGAAAAAUUCCGCGACCGGCAGCGAGGAAGAAACUACACGGGCUACGGCCCUAUCUUCGCCACAUAUCAUCGUCUUUCUUCUUGUGAUUGGACUAUUAACGUUGUACUACUUGAAUAGAAAACUUAGACGUUAA